UACCCUCCUAGUGGGUGUUUGAAACUUUAUAUUAUCUACCAUGCGUUAAUAAUUAAAGGCAUGCUCUGAACGGACUUUUCACAAGGUUGUGACCGUGAGCCUGGGAGCGGAGGGACCACGGCCAGGAAAUGGCAUCUUUCACACACGCCAGCUUUUGUAUGUGUUGAAAUAAAAGCAAGACAACAAGGGAAUUGAACUGGUCCCUACCAACCGAACAGACCUCUUACGUCCCAAUUAGUCCCAAGAUUAGCAGUAGCUAAUCAUUCUUAGGAAAGUGCGGUGCAACAUGCAUUUUUUUUUUUCCCCCUCUCACUUUUCAGCCCAAGAAUCAAACCAUGCACACAAACAGAAAAAUGUAAAAAGGAUUACAAAAAAAAUAGGGUUCUUGAGAUGACAGCCAUCCAGAUGCCUUUCGAACGAAGUCCCAAUGGAUUGAAAAGAGAAAUUAGUGCAUAUCUUGUACCCAUGAUUGAAUUAAAGGGCUAACCAAACCAAUCCAUUUCUUCAGCCAACAGUCUGACCUGGCUGGUGGCAACAAAAAAGCCUUUGAGAGAGAGGAGUAAUGACAAGAGCCUAGAGAGACAGAAGAGGCUUUUGGUGACUUUUAAUCAUUAAAAAGGAACAGGAAAGGAGUAAUUCCAGCUAUGUAUUAAUUAAUCUCAGGGACACCUGAGGUCUUUGAAAAGGGGAGAGAGAGAGACAUGCAUCUCAUUGGCUUGCAAGGCUCAUGGAGAGAACUCAGUGAAGUGACACUUCUCUAGUCUUUCCCUCCCUUCUUCCUCUUCCCCACAACCCUCCCCUUCCUCCUACCAACCCACAUUGCUCAGUUUUCUUCCCACUGAUGUGACUGGAAAGAUUAUAAGAAUGCUGCCUUGCAGGGUUGCUUCUGUGAACGCUCCCAUCUCUUCCUGAGAAGAGAAGUGAACCCAUCUCUCUCUCUCCCCCCAAGGUGGAAAUGAGGAGGAAUGGGUGGCAGCUUCCUUACCAUCCUCUUCAGGUGGUGGCAAUAGCUGUUUUUCUGGCACUGGCGUUUUCUUUCUACGUAUUCUUUGCUCCCUUUGUGGGAAAGAAGCUCUUUGAGUAUGUCAUUAUUGGGCUCUACACUCCAUUGGUGACAUGUGUCUUUGCUCUGUACAUCUGGUGUGCUGCCAUAGAUCCUGGGGACCCGGGAUAUUUCAAGUCAAAGAAAUAUCUUAAUAUAGAAGACAAUGGAAAGCAGAUUCAUCCCAAGAUAUCUAGAGAAGGAGCUGAAUUAAUUUCCUCAAUUAAUGAAGCACAUCCUACAACAGUAACAGGAGUUAAACCGCUUGAUAAGGACACUCAUGCUGAUGAUACUGGGGGAAAAUUAUCUGACAGACUUGAAAAGAAAAAACCAUCUUGUUUUAGUAUGCAUUUUUCAAUGGUUUUGUUCAGCCGGUGCCGUCUUUCUUUUGUAUGUAACCAGUGCCAUUCGCAUGAUCAUUCUUCUGUGCAGCAGACAAGUGAGGAUGGCAUGUUUUAUUGCACCCUUUGUGAAGUUGAGGUGUUCAGGCAUAGCAAGCACUGCCGAGUUUGUGACAAAUGUGUUGACGACUUUGAUCAUCACUGCAGGUGGCUUAACAACUGUAUAGGCAGAAGAAAUUAUCGAAAGUUCUUCAUUCUCAUGCUUUCUGCACUCGUUCUGCUUAUUCUACAGUGGUCAAUAGGAGUACUUGUGUUGAUUCUUUGUUUUAUCGAGCGGAAGCAAUUUUCUGUAGAGAUAGCCUCAAAGUUGGGAAGCAGUUUCUCUCCAGUACCAUAUACUGUGGUGGUGGGUUUUUGCACCUUCUUAGCAAUGGUUGCCACUUUGCCACUUGCUCAACUUUUCUUCUUCCAUGUUCUUCUGAUUACAAAGGGAAUCAGCACAUACGAUUAUAUCAUAGCCUUGAGGGAGCAGGAGCAGCAGGGUGUUGAUGGUCAGCAGAGUCCUCAAAUGUCUCCAGGCAGCUCUCUUACUGGACUGAGCACUGCUAGUUCCUUCAGCACAUUUCGUGGUGGUGCAUGGUGCACUCCUCCACGGUUAUUUGUUGAGGACCAGUUUGAUGUUAUUCCUCCAGAAAUUGGCAUGUCCAGAAGUUCUUCCAGAAUGAGGAUGGCAACAGAAGAGUCAACCAGGAAAAGGAAUGCUGCAAGUGUGAAAAUCAGCCCAUGGAUCUUGGCAAGACUGAAUGCUGAAGAGGUUUCAAAAGCAGCUGCACAGGCAAGGAAGAAGUCUAAAAUCCUGCAGCCCAUUGGAAGACUAGAGGUACCACUGGGGCAAGAAAAAGAUAAUAGCUUUGGCAGUGGCAGCGAACGGAUGGUUAUGAGGACUGACAACCGUAGAAGGGCUAACAAGAGAGGUAGGAUGUCCAAUGACAUCCCUCUGGAACCCCUUGCAAAAGCUGCCAGUGCUCCUGGGAGUAACUCCAGUGACCUGGCUCCAGAGACAUCCCGCAGUUUGGCACCUCUGCAGCUUGAAGCGAGGAAUGCUUUCUGGACAAGCCAAGACAUGUUAUCUACUAGGAUGGUUGCAUCUUCUCCGGAUAGCAGUUUGGGUUCACCAGAUCUCCAUCCGUUCCAUGUGUCUUCCUCUGGAGCUGAAGAAGAACAGGUCCCGAAAUCCUUCUCCACAUGUGCUGUUGUCCAAAAGGGAAUUCAGAUCUCAAUAUCAAGUGAUGGGUAUGAAGCAUCCGGUGGUGAAGACAGUGAUCGGUUUCCAUCCAGAAUUGUAAAUAGAUCUGUUACUAACCCGAUCUUCAACUCAGGUCAGGGCGACAUUGUAGAUGAAUUAGAAGUACCAUCCUUGGCAGGCCUGGAAUCUGACGAGCAACACUUUGAUCAAAUAUAAUGACUGAGGCUUAUAUGUUUCAUUGCAUUAGGAGUGAACAUCAUGGCAUCACUUUCAAGUCAUAUUCUAUUCUUCCUGAAAGCAGUCAAUUUAGUUGGUGACUUGAUCACCAUUCUGGCCUGAGAUUUUGAAGAAAAUUGUUCUCUUUAGAGGUAACUACUCUGGUCGUAUGUAGGGUUAUCUGGCUUAGAAGUUGUGAUAAAGACUGAUGAAUGGUUUGCUAUGUUCAAUCUUGAAAUUAGCAGUUAUUUUCUUGUCUUUCCUGUACUCUGUUUUAUGCCUUUGUUUCCUGCUGUAACCCAAAAAUUUAUUGGCUCAUCUGUUGCUUUCUGUUAUUAAGGACAUGAAUUCAUAGAAAUUUUUUGUUGGCAUUCCAA
Messenger RNA from Elaeis guineensis (African oil palm), 3222 nucleotides. Lineage: Eukaryota; Viridiplantae; Streptophyta; Magnoliopsida; Arecales; Arecaceae. The record is from RefSeq and is a predicted model, not a curated record.